Messenger RNA from Tetranychus urticae (two-spotted spider mite), 3125 nucleotides. It is a transcript of the gene dpa, whose product is annotated as disc proliferation abnormal. The record is from RefSeq and is a predicted model, not a curated record. NCBI's taxonomy places the organism in Eukaryota, Metazoa, Arthropoda, Arachnida, Trombidiformes, Tetranychidae. Gene Ontology annotation, cellular component: MCM complex; nucleus. Gene Ontology annotation, biological process: DNA strand elongation involved in DNA replication; mitotic DNA replication initiation; double-strand break repair via break-induced replication. Gene Ontology annotation, molecular function: single-stranded DNA helicase activity; single-stranded DNA binding; ATP binding.
UUGGCGCCAAUUUUUUCUCUUUAACAAAAAAAGUCUGCCCUUGUAUCACACGGUUUAAACUUCUCAAAAUUCCUUUUAAUUUCUCUUAUUAACGUUUAAGUUUUAAGUUUUAAGUUUUUUACCAAUUUGUCAAAAUGUCAUCUUCACCAUCUUCUCGUCGUUCAGCUAGAGUCUAUCAGUUAAUGUCUGAGAGCAGUGAAGGCUCUAGAAGAACUUCACCGCGUAACUCACAAGCAGGUACGCCAUCAAAAAGAUCUCGUGCUUCUAGAGGAACACCAAGUCGUAGUUCAAGAAGGCUAAACCCAGAAGGUGGGGAUGGUUUGGAUGAUAAUAGUACCAUCGGUGGAUUUGAGUCACUUUUGGAUGAACAACCUCCUGCAUCACAAAGAACUCUUGAUGCUGCAUCAGAAAGAGGAUCAGAAUUGGGCUCUAGACGUGGUUUGAAUCUUGGUUACAUCUUGAGUGAUCCAUUCGAAGGUUCUUCACCAUUAAAUUUUGGUUCUAGUGAAGGAAAUAUAAGAUCUUUGAAAAGUCCCUCUCGCAGCCAUGGUUCCUUCAGAAGAGCAGAUAUAGCAACUGAUUCCAGACUUUUACGACAAAUAAACAUCAGCGAUGUGCAUCCUGAUAGAGGCGAUGCAUCCGAAGGGAGUCGUCUUCCUGAUGUGGAUGAUGUGCGAUCUCAAAGCUCGCAAACAGUUAUUGAUCCUCAACUUGUAAUUUGGGGUACGGAUGUUUCCGUUUCUGUUUGUAAAGCAAAAUUCAAACAAUUUAUUCGUUGGGAUGGGCUUGAUAUUGCCUCACUUGAACCUGAUGAAUUAGAUUUGUUAAACUCUGAUGGAAAUGGUGGACGAAUGGAUGUCGAUGCUGAUGCACCAAUCAGGAAAUCUCUUUAUCUUCUGAAAUUAGAAGAUAUUUAUGCACUUGGUGAUUAUCCGUACUUGGAUGUGAAUUGUGCCCAUAUUCAUCAAUUUGAUGCAGACCUGUAUCGCCAAUUGAUAAAUUACCCUCAAGAAGUUAUACCUGCUUUCGAUAUGGCAACAAACGAAUUAUUCUUUGAAAUAUAUCCAGAUGCACAGCUUUCAGACCCAAUCAACAUAAGACCUUAUAAUGUUAUGCAAAAAGAUAAUUUGCGUUCUUUAAAUCCCGAGGAUAUAAAUCAAUUGAAAACCGUUAAUGGUAUGGUAACCAGAAUUUCUAACCUCAUUCCUGAAAUGAAAACAGCAUUCUUUGCCUGCUCUUUAUGUCAAUCAACAAGUUCUGUUGAAGUUGACCGCGGUCGGAUUCAUGAACCUACCUUAUGUCCACAUUGUAACACGAAAUAUUCAUACCAAUUGGUUCAUAACAUGUGUGAAUUUAUUGACAAGCAGCAGAUAAAGUUGCAAGAGUCACCUGAUGAUAUGCCUGCUGGCCAAACUCCGUACACUGCGUUACUGUAUGCUUGUGCUGAUUUGGUUGAUUCUGUCCAACCCGGUGAUCGUGUUACAGUUACAGGAAUAUAUCGGGCUUCUGCGAUUAGAUCGAAUCCUAGACAGCGUAGUGUGAAAGCUAUUUUCAAAUCACAUAUUGAUGUUGUACAUUUUCGUAAGCAUGAUAAAAAUCGUCUUCAUUCUGAUGAUGCUAAAUACAAGUUUACCCCUGAAAGAGUGGACAAAAUUAAACAGCUAUCUCAGCUACCAGACCUUUACGAAAGGUUAGCACAUGCCCUUGCACCGAGUAUUUACGAACACUUAGAUAUCAAAAAAGGUAUUUUACUGCAACUAUUCGGAGGGACUCACAAAGAACCAACUAAUGAUAAUGCAAAGCAAAAACAUUUUCGAUCUGAGAUCAACAUUCUUCUUUGUGGAGACCCAGGUACAAGUAAAUCUCAACUUCUUCAGUAUGUCUAUGGACUUGUUCCAAGAGGUCAAUAUACAAGUGGUAAAGGAUCUUCUGCUGUUGGUUUGACGGCUUAUGUUACAAAAGAUGCAGACACUAAUCAAUUGGUACUUCAAACUGGUGCUUUGGUAUUAUCUGAUGGUGGUAUUUGUUGUAUUGACGAAUUUGACAAAAUGACAGAUUCUACUCGCUCAGUUUUACAUGAAGUUAUGGAACAACAAACCCUUUCAAUUGCCAAAGCUGGAAUUGUUUGUCAACUUAAUGCUCGAACAUCAAUUCUCGCUGCUGCUAAUCCGGUUGAAUCCCAAUGGAAUAAAAACAAAACAAUUAUUGAAAAUAUCCAGCUUCCACAUACGUUAAUGUCCAGGUUUGAUUUAAUAUUUUUACUUCUUGAUCCUCAAGAUGAAAAUUACGAUAGAAGGCUUGCUCGACAUUUAGUUUCACUUUAUUAUCGAUCUCGAGAAGAAGAGGAAGAAGAACAUCUCGAUAUUGGAGUUAUUCGUGAUUAUAUAAGUUACGCUCGAAUGCAUUGUUUCCCUAAAUUAUCCGAUGAAGCCAGAAGUGCCCUUAUUCAUUCUUACGUAGAAAUGCGUAAAGUUGGAAUUGGUAAAGGGAUGGUUAGCGCUUACCCUCGACAACUUGAAGCCUUAAUUCGUUUGGCCGAAGCUCAUGCUAAAGUUAGAUUAUCUAAUGUUGUUACUCUUGCCGAUGUUGAAGAAGCUAAAAGACUCCACAGAGAAGCUAUCAAACAGUCGGCAACUGAUCCAAUAUCCGGUAAAAUUGAUGUUUCCAUCUUGACUACUGGAAUGAGUGCCUCUAUACGAAAGAAACGUGCCGUUAUUGCCAAAACUUUGAAAGAAUUAUUGAUGAGCAAAAGUGUACAUGUUGGAUCAAGUCAAGAUUCACACCAAUUCAGCUCAUCAACUAUUUAUCAAGAACUUAAAUCGGAUUCUGAUGUUUUAAUAACUCGUGAAAUGUUUGAAGAUGCACUUAAAGAUCUUCAAGAUGAAGGUUUCCUUGUUGUUCUUGCUGGUAAAUUCAUCCGACUCACACAUGCAGAAAUUUAACCGGUGUGGAAUCAAACCUUUAUUGAAUGCCUUUCUAUUCAAGUUAUCAAUUUCAUCUAUUUGAUAUAUCAUUCAUGUAUAUCGUGAUUAACUUUUACUAUUGAGAAUGUUUUCAUUUCACACUUUCAAAGUAUAAAAUAUCAUUCGAAAUUUUAAAGUUCACCUUGUAUUUUAAUGUUCUAA